Molecule: messenger RNA, 6648 nt
Organism: Epinephelus moara (kelp grouper)
Lineage: Eukaryota; Metazoa; Chordata; Actinopteri; Perciformes; Serranidae
Gene: map1b
Product: microtubule-associated protein 1B
Exons: 7
Coding region: 234-6311 (2025 amino acids)
Biological process (GO): axonogenesis; dendrite development; microtubule cytoskeleton organization
Cellular component (GO): microtubule associated complex; microtubule; cytosol
Molecular function (GO): microtubule binding; actin binding
Source: RefSeq, a predicted model, not a curated record
AGAUGUGGAGUGAGUGUGCGAAAAAACCCCGGCGCCCUUUUCUCUCCCCGGUUACCGAAUAUGACACAAUGUCUGCUGGUAUAAAAAGCUAGGGCCACUCCUAUCAAGGCUCCACUUGCAUGUCUGGAGACCACUCCGGUGCUCUGCAGCGAAUAAAGGGAGGAGGCUGCUAUUGGGAUCCUGCGCGCAUAUACGGGAGAUAGAGAGAGAGAAAGAGAGACAGAGGAGAGAGGAUGGCCACCCUGGUAGAAUCUGCAGAAAUGGAGACUUUAGGCGGCCAAAGCAACACCGGGGCGUCUCCGACAUCCUCAAGCCCCUCGCAGCACUUCAACGACAGCAAAUUUUACUUGUUGGUGGUUAUCGGGGAGAUCGUAACAGAGGAUCACCUGAAGUGUGCCAUUGCGGACAUAGAGAAAGGCAUCCGCUCAUGGGACACCAACCUCAUUGACUGCAAUCUGGAUCAGGAACUCAAGCUGUUUGUCUCCAGACACUCGGCUCGUUUCUCUGCAGAUGUCAGAGGGCAGAGAAUUCUUCACCAUAAAAGUAAUGUCCUGGAGACAGUGGUGCUUAUCAACCCUUCAGAUGAUGCAGUCAGUACUGAGGUUCGUUUGAUGAUCUCUGACACAGCCAGACACAAGCUUCUGGUUCUCUCAGGACAAUGCUCUGAAAACAGCGGGGAGCUGAUUCUUCAGUCUGGAUCUUUCUCUUUCUUCAACUUCAUAGACAUAUUCACUGACCAAGAGAUUGGUGAAUUGCUCAGCACUAUUCACCCGGCAAACAAAGCCAACCUCACACUCUCCUGCCCUGAACAUGGCGAGUGGAAAAACACCAACUUGGACAAACACAACCUGCAGGACUUCAUUAACAUGAAACUUAACUCCACUCUCAUACUCCCUGAAAUGGAAGGCCUCUCAGAGUUCACAGAGUAUUUAUCUGAAUCAGUAGAGAUCCCAUCUCCUUUUGACAUGUUAGAACCACCAACCUCAGGUGGAUUCCUCAAACUCUCCAAACCAUGCUGUUACAUUUUCCCUGCUGGUUGCGGUGACUCUGCUCUCUUUGCUGUCAACGGCUUCAACAUGCUUAUCAACGGUGGCUCAGACAGGAAGUCAUGCUUCUGGAAGCUGGUGAGACACCUGGACCGGGUUGACUCCAUCCUCAUGACCCACAUUGGUGACGACAACCUGCCAGGUAUCAAUAGCAUGCUGCAGAGGAAGGUUGCAGAACUUGAGGAGGAACAGUCGCAGGGAUCGACAGCUAACAGCGACUGGGUGAAGAACAUGAUUUCUCCAGAUAUUGGUAUUGUGUUUGUGAAUUUUCCUGAAAACCUGGAUAACCCAGAGCCUAACUACAGAGUGCGGAAGACUGUUGAGGAGGCAGCGUUCACUCAGCAGUUCCUCACCAAGCUAAACUUGAGGUUAGAGCCUUUGCAAAGGCCCGUUGGAAACACUAUAGAACCACUCAUACUUUUCCAGAAAAUGGGCGUUGGAAAGCUUGAGAUGUAUGUGCUUAAUCCAUCAAAGAACAGCAAGGAGAUGCAGCACUUUAUGAAGCAGUGGACAGGUAGUGAAAAAGACACUGCCUCCAUUCUGCUGCCAAAUGGAAAAGAAUCUGAGUUCCCCAUCUCUUACCUGACAUCUAUCUCUUCACUCAUUGUGUGGCACCCUGCAAAUCCCUCAGACAAGGUUGUGCGUGUUCUCUUUCCUGGAAAUGCCACCCAGCAUCACGUCUUUGAAGGUUUAGAAAAGCUAAAGCACUUGGACUUUCUGAAGCAGCCAGUUGUCACUCAAAAAACGAUGUCUUCUAAUAUGCCGUCAACGCCAACUCUAAAGCAAGCUAAGAUGAAACACAGAACAGACAGCAAAGAGAGCCUUAAGUCUACCCCAAAGCCAUCACCAAGCAAAAGCAUCAGGAAAGAUUCAAAGGAGGAAGCACCAGAAAAGGCAAAGGCAGAUGCAGAAGCAUCUCAUGAAAAAACACAAAAGACUGAGAAAAAAGAAAAGGCCCCGCUGAAAAAGGACAAGGCAAAGGCACCCGAGAAAGAAUCAAAAGCCAAGUCAGAGCAAACAGCCCAAAAUGAAACUCCAGAAAAAAAGAAGUCUGAAAUAAAACCCAAAGUUGAAAGGAUUGUUAAAAAGGAGACCAAAGUGUCUGUGGAAAAGAAAAAGGAAGCAAAGAAAGAAGUAGCAAAGAAAGAUGAUGCACCCAAGCAGGACAUUAAAAAGGAGGAAAAAGUAAAGAAAGAGGAGGCAAAGAAAGUUCUAAAAAAGGAUAUAAGAAGGGACUCGCCUAUGAAGGAGAAGAAGGAAGAAAAGAAAGAUGUCAAAAGGCCCUUGAAGGACAUAAAAAAGACAUCCGCUGCAGGUGAAGAAAAGAGUCUAGCACCAAAACCAAAGCCCCUGAAAAAAGACAGCGCUUCAAAGAAAGACGCAGGAGUCCCGUCAAAGUUAAAAGAGAAAGGAAAGCCAAAGGUGACAAAGAAGGAGACAAAGGUGGAUAGUGGCGAACUUGCAGCUAGUGCAGCAGCUGUUGUAGAUGAUCCAGAAGUAGUAAGAUCUCUGAUGUCCACACCAGAGGAUCUCACUAAGGACUUUGAGGAGCUUAGAGCUGAAGAGUUGGUGGAGGAUGAUGCGACUGUGCAACAAAUUAAGGAAGAAGAGCCUGUGAUGAUCCACCAUGAAGAAAUAAUACAAACCAAAGAGUCACCUGAGGCAUUAGAGUCUGUGGAUGAGGGUAUAACCACAACAGAGGCUGAAGGAGACAAUGGAGAGACACCAGAAGAACAAGUUCUUAAAGAAAAACUCAAUGGCAGCGUCAGUGAGAAGUUUGAAGAUGAAGGCACUGUAAUGGAGGAGACAUCAGAGGGAGGGGAUUAUGAAGAGAAGGGAGAGACAGAAGAAGUUUAUGAGCCACAGACAGUGGAACCAGAUAAAGAUAAGCUUACACCCAGUGAAGAUGAACACCAAGACAGAAAUGUUGAAGUCAAACCAGCAGAUAGUGUUCAAGGCAACGAUGAUAUAACUAAUAAAAAUGUAGAAGUUCCAUAUGUAUGUGAGGCAGAAACAAAGAAACAUAGUCUGUUUGUAUCAGCAUCACCCAAAGUGUCCUCACCUGUUUCCCCGGCUGCAUCUAUCCAUGACGAAAUGGUUCCAGCUGGCUUUGAGAGUUCAACGGCCUCGGAUGACGAGAACAGAGAUGAACCCCCUGAGGAUUACACCAUCACCUCUGGCCACACUCAGUCCACCAUGGAGAUAUCCAGUGUGCCUACUCCCAUGGAUGAGAUGUUGACUCCUAGGGACCUAAUGAGUGAUGAAAACACCAAUGAUGAGUCUCCUUCACCGGAUGUUGGCAAGUUUGGGACAUCAACAUCUGGGGAGUUUGAUAGGAAGAAACUGUCUCCACUUCAGGGUAUGGCAGUUUCGGAUCACACUCAGAGUGAUGCCACAGAAGGCCAGGACUACAGCCACUCCGCUUCCACGAUAUCUCCCCCAUCAUCACUGGAAGAGGAUAAAUUUGGUAAAGGGUUUCUCCCCACAGGGAAAGCUGAAGGAUUUUCAACAGCUCAAGAGCCAUGUGACAAGUUUGACAUAGAUUCAGCUAGACUCAGUUCAACUUCCACAACAACACCUCUUAUACGUUCUCCCUCAGUAGACCGCAAGGACCAGUUUGAUUCUCCAACAUUGUUUGCUGCUCCAAUAGAGCUGUCCACGACGCUGGCAGGCGCCAGGGCAACAGUGGAUCCCUCCCUCAGCCCAGAUGAUAAGACACUGGAAGGAGCUAACUCACCUCAGUCCUCUGGUCACACACCUUACUAUCAGUCACCAGUAGAUGAGAAAGCAGGUGCUCUACCACCUAUGUCAGAAGAUGAAGCACAGGGUCCGGUAAUUGUGGAGGUGACAAGUGAUAAAGAGGACACCUCCAAUAGAGUUACUCCAGAACCUAAUGGGCAAGAAACAGGAAGUUCCUCCCCUGUAGAGAGGGCAAUGUUCUCUCCAAAAAGCCCACCCCCAACUGACUCUGAUUCCCCAACGAAGAAGGACAAGUCAUUCUUUGAUAUAGAUCAUAAGAAAACUGGAGAUUCCAUUUUGUCCUCAGGACCAAUGACCAAACCUGAAUCAGACACUAAUCUUUUCACAGCUUUCAAGGAAGAGAGUAAAAUGUCAAUUUCAGAGGGCACCACAUCAGACAAAUCUGGAACUCCUCUGGAGGAGGUGGUAGCAGAAGAUACAUUUUCACAUUUAGCGUCAGCAUCCACCGCCUCGCUGGCCACCAGCUCAUUGCCGGAACCCACCACUGACUCUCCUUCCCUUCAUGCUGAAGUAGGCUCUCCUCACUCAACAGAAGUAGAUGACUCUUUGUCUGUCUCCGUGGUUCAGACCCCGACCACCUUCCAUGAGGCUGAGGGAUCUCCAUCCAAAGAAGACAGCCCAAGGCCCAUGUCUAUCUCUCCAGACAUCUCACCAAAGACAAAAAGCAGAACACAGGACACAAAAUCCCCAGAGCACUCCACCAUGUCAAUCGAGUUUGGCCAGGAGUCCCCUGACCACUCCUUAGCCCUGGACUUCAGUAAGCAAUCUCCGGAGCACCCAUCAGUGGGAAGCAGCUCACGUGCUACAGAGAAUGGCCCAACUGAGGUUGACUACAGUCCCUCAGAUGGAAAGAAUGGAAGACCAUCUGAAGACCGGGCUUCUCCAGUGGAGAAGCCUUUUCUUUCUGAAGAGAACGAUUCAGUCCUUGCAACCUCUGCAACCCCAUCAGAUGCAUCUCAGUCCACUCCCUCUGUUACAACCCCAUGCCAGAUGACAGAAAUACUUAAUGCCGUGGCUGAGCAGACAGAUAAGUCUCCAGUCACUCCAAAGGCAUCCUCUCUCACCCACUCACCCCAUUCCAAUGAGCCAUCCCCAGUGCUAGGAGGUCCUCCAGCUAAAGACAGUAUCAGCCCAGUUUCACCAUCUGUAGAGAGCAUUACUAAUAAAUCUGACACACAGCAGAAAUACGACAAGUCACCCUCACCUCCCAAAGCUGCUUCCCCAUCAUCGUCUUUUACCUUUUCAAAAGAAGAGACCAUUUCCCCAGCAAAGGAGACUAAUCCCUUUAAAUGUGAGGAUUCCACACCUGAGGCAAAAUCCCCUGUGAGCCCCAAAGUUCCCCUACCAUCAUAUCUACCUCUCUCCUCUGAUCCGUGUCAUUACAAUUCUGCUUGUGGCUCCAAGGACCCAGACUCCACCAAGAAGAGCCCCUCUGCUCCAUCUAAGACAGAUGUCGACCUCUGCCUAGUCACUUCAUGUGAGUAUCGUCACCCCAAGACAGAAUUGUCCCCAUCUUUCAUCAACCCCAACCCCCUAGAAUAUUUCAUCAAUGAAGAGAAUGUUAUGGAUGAGGAGAAGCCUCUGGCUAAGUCAGGAGGAGGGCCCCCACCUCCAGGAGGUAAGCUCUCCGUCAAGCAGUGUGAGGAGACCCCACCUACAUCCAUCAGUGAAUCUGCCCCCUCCCAGACUGAUUCAGAUGUUCCACCAGGGACGGAGGAGUGCCCUUCCAUUACAGCAGAUGCUAACAUUGAUUCUGAAGAUGACUCUGAGACUCUGCCCACUGACAGAACGCUGACCUACAGACAUGCUGAUCCUCCUCCGGUGGCACUCAGGGACUCUGCUCCAUCUUCAGGCCACCAUGAUGUCUGCAUGGUGGAUCCAGAAGCCCUCAAGGCUGAAGAAAACCUCCACAAUGCUAAUACAGAUGGGGGAGAAAAGGCCAAGAAGAAAAAGCUCUUGAAAAAGUCUUCCUCGCCAGCCAGGAAGAGUGCUCUAUCAAAAGUGAAAGACUCAAAGACUUCCUCUCCAAAGAAGAGUGUUGGAGAAGGGAAAGAUGCCAAAAAUGCAACCAAUACCUCUGCAUCCAGAGGUGUAAAAAGUGCCACAUCAGGUACUAACAGUGGAAAGGCAUCAGGUGGGGCAUCUCUGCCCAACUGUCCUCCCAUGUACAUGGAUUUGGUUUACAUCCCCAAUCACUGCAAUGCCAAGAAUGUGGAUGCUGAGUUCUUUAAGCGGGUGCGCUCCUCUUACUAUGUGGUCAGUGGCAAUGAUCAGACAGCUCAGGAGCCCAGCAGAGCUGUCCUUGAUGCUCUUCUCGAAGGAAAGGCCCAAUGGGGAAAUAAUAUGCAGGUCACUCUGAUUCCAACCCAUGACACUGACGUGAUGAGGGAGUGGUACCAGGAGACCCACGACAAGCAGCAAGAGCUCAACAUCAUGGUCCUGGCGAGCAGCAGCACUGUCGUCAUGCAGGAUGAAUCCUUUCCAGCUUGUAAGAUAGAGAUGUAGGCCUGUUCAGCAAGAGACUAGAAAGGCCUAGUAAGUGAUAACGAGAGGGAUCAUUAUCUGUGAAAGAAAUCCACGUAGCAUAAAACCUAAGCAGACACUUAAACACUUAUAUGCUAAAUUGCUACUUCUUGUGUACUUAACCCUGAAAAAAUAAAUAUCUGCAAUGAGGACUAACACCAAUACAAAUUAGCUUUGAGGGGCUCCAUGCAAAAGACAAUGUUUUCUAAAGUAAGACAUCCUUGACAUCCUCAAGAUGCUAUCUGAUUUUUUUGGCAUAAAUGGAUGGUGCUAGGAGAAAAUUGGAAGUCAAAACUAUUCAAGCCAUCAUUGUCCAAUU